CCUUUAGAGAUUUGCAGGCAGACUUGCCCUUCUUAAUUAUGAAGUCACCAUGGCGGUUAUUUAGAAACUCUCCCUAAGUAUUGCAAGGAAGAGAAUCUUAUAAGUCCGAUUAUAUGGUGACGGCCGCCAUUGUCAUUUCUUGUACUUGAUAGAAGCAUCAGUCACUGGAUCCUAUUCUUUGCUCGUCUAAUCAAUUCUUUCAUUUUCUCUCUCCUGGGAUAUUCUAUCAGAAAAAUGGGAAGGGCUCCCUGUUGUUCUAAGGUUGGCUUGCAUAGAGGUCCGUGGACUCCAAGAGAAGACACUUUGCUUACCAAAUACAUCCAAGCACAUGGUGAAGGCCACUGGAGAUCCUUGCCUAAAAAAGCUGGGCUUCUUAGAUGUGGAAAGAGUUGCAGAUUAAGAUGGAUGAACUAUCUAAGACCAGAUAUCAAGAGAGGGAACAUAACUCCUGAUGAGGAAGAUCUUAUUAUCAGAUUGCAUGCGUUACUUGGAAAUCGGUGGUCUCUCAUUGCAGGAAGGCUUCCCGGUCGAACCGAUAACGAGAUAAAGAAUUAUUGGAACACUCAUCUCAGCAAAAGACUUAGAAACCAAGGAACCGACCCAAACACCCAUAGGAAAUUAUCAGAUGACCGAGUUACUCAAGAUGCAAGGAAGAGAAGAAAUAGCAAGAACAAUAACCACAAAAAGAACCAGAAUUAUAAAAAUAAGACCAAACCAACUGUGGAGCCACAAAAGCACAAGGUCCAUCUCCCAAAGCCCAUCAGAGUUACUUCUUUCGUAUUACCAAUAAAUGAAAGUUUUAAGUUCAAUAAUUUAUUCAGUACUGUUUCAAAUGGCCAUGGAGAAUUCAGUACAGAAGUUCCUUGUUGCAGUUUCAAAGAUAGUGAUAAUGGUCAUGGAGCUGGAUUUCUCGUGGGCGAUCACGAUGACGACAUAGUCAACGGAAGUGAUUUUGAGUACCAAAUAUCUCAGGUAUUCACCGGUGAAAACACGUUAGAGAAGCUUUACGAAGAAUAUCUACAGAUAUUGAAGGAUGAAGAUGACCAAGUGCAGCUAGAUUCCUUUGCGGAGUCAUUAUUAAUUUGAAAAAAAAUAGAAAAAAACAUUUAGUGGGCUUGUGCAUGCUGAUGUAUCGGUUGGUGGAAGGAAUUCAAUUCUUCCAUAGAAGUUUUAAUCCUGUUAGCUUUUCACGUGCUUACCUUCUAGUUCCAGCCAACGUUUAUGUAUUUAAUAAAUAAAUAAAUAAAAUCAUGAUUGUUAAUAGUGAUA
Messenger RNA from Pistacia vera, 1269 nucleotides. Its product is annotated as myb-related protein 308-like. Bases 235 to 1086 code for a protein of 283 amino acids. Lineage: Eukaryota; Viridiplantae; Streptophyta; Magnoliopsida; Sapindales; Anacardiaceae. The record is from RefSeq and is a predicted model, not a curated record. The transcript has 2 exons.